AUGAAAAGAAAGCCUCUCAAGGGAUUCACCACGCCGCUCGGCUCCGGCGCAGGCGUAGCAAAGGAAAAUCGACCCCCGAAAGUCACUGACUCGGCCAGUCGGCUCGCCAAACCGUUCCGUGUUCCGUUUGUUCAAGGAAACAGAACGCGUACAGAUGCGUACGCAGCACUUGACAGAAAGGCCCGUCUGGGGAAGAAAAUUUACGUCGAUGGGGACGAGAAUGUAGAGGGCGGGUUUUCAGCCGGCGCAGACGCGGAUUUUGGCAUCGAUGGCGAAGGCCAACUCGUAAGACAAAAACGAAGGGGUGCGCUUUUGCCCCGGGCAAAGUUACAGGGAGACAACAUGCACCGCAGUGAAGACAGUCUCCGGAAACUGUUCAGCGUGCCGUUUGCGCAAGAUAACGCCAUGAAGGAGCAGUUCAACCCGCAGUUUGUUCCACCGCCACUAGGAACCAGACGGAAGGUGGUUCUACCGCCCCGGCCGCUCCACGACCCUACGUCCGAGUUCGCCAUUGUGUUGUAUGAUCCUACCGUAGAUGUUAUUCCGUCUAUAGAAGAACCUGUAGACGAGCUGAAAGAAACCAAGGAACAAAGAAGCUCCUCGCCUCUGGAAGGCGACGACGAGCCGGCGCACAAAAAGGCCAAGCACAAGCAUCACAAGUCGUUGGCCGAGAUCUUGGGCAUCUGCAAGGACAAGGAUGCGUCCGCCAAGUACCCCAAUGUGCCAGUGGUGAUCGAUCCCAAACUAGCCAAGGUCUUGCGCCCGCAUCAGGUUGCAGGUGUCAAGUUCUUGUACAGAUGUACUGCUGGCCUCGAGGAUCCUCGUGCCAAAGGCUGCAUCAUGGCCGACGAGAUGGGGCUCGGAAAGACUCUUCAGUGCAUAGCCUUGAUGUGGACGCUCCUACGGCAAUCUCCGCGGGGAAAGAAGACCAUCGAGAAGUGUAUCAUUGUGUGUCCGUCCUCGUUAGUGCGCAACUGGGCCAACGAAAUCAUCAAGUGGUUGGGCGAGGGCGUUCUCACGCCGUUGGCGGCCGACGGGAAAUCGACGAAAGCUGCAGACUUGGGCCAGGCGCUCCAGCAGUGGUCGGUGGCCACGGGCCGCAACAUUGUUCGCCCGGUGUUGAUUGUGUCGUACGAGACUUUGCGUAGAAAUGUCGACAAAUUGGCGGGAACAGAGGUUGGUCUUCUCUUGGCAGAUGAAGGCCAUAGACUCAAAAACGGAGACUCGUUGACGUUCACCGCCUUGAAUGCGUUGCGCUGCGAGCGGCGUGUCAUUCUCAGUGGUACGCCCAUCCAAAACGACCUCUCGGAGUACUUUUCUCUUCUUAACUUCGCCAAUCCGGGAUACCUCGGCACGAGAAACGAGUUUAGAAAGAACUACGAGAACGUGAUUCUCAAGGGCAGAGACGCGCUCGCGACCGACAAGGAAAUCGAGCGUGGUGACGCCAAGUUGGCGGAGAUGUCUGGCCUUGUGUCUAAGUUCAUCAUCAGACGUACAAACGACAUUUUGUCGAAGUAUCUCCCGGUCAAAUACGAGUAUGUGGUCUACGUUGGACUCACAGACUUCCAAAGAAGCAUCUACGAGCAUUUCAUCACGUCAGAGGCAAGCAAGUCCGUUGUGAAGUCGCAACCCUUGAAAGCAAUUGAUACCCUCAAAAAGCUCUGUACACAUCCCGACUUGCUCAAGAUCGAGAAAGAGAUUCCGGGCGCCGGCCCUCUCAUCCCAGACAACUACGAAAGUCUGUGGGGUGGCCGAGGACGGGAGAUCCAGACGUGGUUUGGGUCUAAGUUCGCCAUUCUAGAGAGGUUCCUCCACAAGAUACGGAACGAAACGGACGACAAGAUCGUGGUCAUCUCAAACUACACCAAAACGCUCGACUUGAUCGAGCAAAUGUGUUUCAACGAGCGGUUUGGAUCCAUAAGACUCGAUGGUACAAUGAACAUCAACAAGCGCCAGAAGUUUGUGGACAGGUUCAAUGACCCCAACGGGCGCGAGUUCAUCUUUCUCCUUUCCUCCAAAGCUGGCGGAUGUGGUAUCAAUCUCAUUGGCGCCAACCGGUUGGUGUUGAUGGAUCCCGACUGGAAUCCCGCCGCCGACCAGCAGGCGCUCGCCCGAGUGUGGAGAGACGGCCAGAAGAAGGACUGCUUCAUCUACAGAUUCAUGUGCACCGGCACGAUCGAGGAGAAGAUCUUCCAGCGGCAGUCGAUGAAGAUGUCGCUUUCGUCGUGUGUGGUCGAUGAGAAGGAGAACGUGGAGCGGAUCUUCAGCGGCGACAUGCUCAAGCUUCUCUUCCAGUAUCGCCGAGACACCGAGUGCGACACGCACGACACCUACAACUGCAAGCGGUGUGUUCCUGGCCAGGGCCAGGUGAAGAAGGCUCCAGCCAUGUUGUAUGGAGACGCUACUACAUGGAACCACUUGAACCACGAUGCGCUCAAGGAUAAUGAGGAUAUGUUGUUGAGAAACGAGACCGAGCAUCAAGACGUUUCGUUUGCGUUCCAGUACAUUUCCCAUUAA
Messenger RNA from Australozyma saopauloensis, 2517 nucleotides. RefSeq names its product DNA-dependent ATPase (gene RAD54). The transcript has a single exon. Gene Ontology annotation, biological process: double-strand break repair via synthesis-dependent strand annealing; reciprocal meiotic recombination. Gene Ontology annotation, cellular component: nucleus. The record is from RefSeq and is a predicted model, not a curated record. Lineage: Eukaryota; Fungi; Ascomycota; Pichiomycetes; Serinales; Metschnikowiaceae. Gene Ontology annotation, molecular function: ATP-dependent chromatin remodeler activity; DNA translocase activity; hydrolase activity, acting on acid anhydrides. The coding region runs from base 1 to 2517 and encodes 838 amino acids.